Molecule: messenger RNA, 2394 nt
Organism: Daktulosphaira vitifoliae (grape phylloxera)
Lineage: Eukaryota; Metazoa; Arthropoda; Insecta; Hemiptera; Phylloxeridae
Exons: 2
Coding region: 721-2283 (520 amino acids)
Source: RefSeq, a predicted model, not a curated record
AUAUAAGUAAAUGAAAAAAUUCAUUUCUAAUUAAUUAUUCUUUAUUAUACUUUGCCAAGCUGGUGCUCCGCCUCAGGCCUGAGGCGGAGCACCUAAAUUUCGGACAUUUUUAAGUAAUUUUUCCUGCAUUGGCUGAUUUUUCAACUUUUUAUUAAAUUGCAAUGGUAUUUGAUUUAUCAAAAUGUACCAUUACAAUAUAAUAAGAUUUUUAUUUUUAUAAAGUAUACAUUGUCGACUCGGGUAUAACAUAAUAAGUAUUGUAUUUUAAAUUUUUGAUACAAAUAUUAUUUUGUUUAAUUAUUUUUUAAUAAUUAAAAUAUUUACAUUAAAAAUAUGAUUUUUAUUAUUUAUCACUAAUAAGCAAAUAAUAAAAAUACAUUUUAUUAUUUUUCAAAAUUUCUAAAUAGCCAUUUAUUAGUAUUUUUCUUAAAGCACUUUUAAAAGAAUCGAUAACAAUAUUAAGGCACGUAUUCAUUUAGUAACAACCAUUUUAAUACGAUGUUAAGUAAAAAAUUCUGCUUGAAUUAUGACUGUGACAAUAAAUCACUUUUAAACUGUUAAAACACACAAUUUUUUAAAUAUAGUGUUCAAUAUAAUACAUUUUUAUAUAAAUAUAACCAUAGAUUAAAAUAUCUAAAAUUUAUUGUAUGUGAACUUUCCAAAAAGUACUCUUCUUGAGAAGAUAUACAUUAGUAUUAUUAAGUAAUUGAUAUACUAAUAAUGAUUUUUAAUCAAUAUUUCGUGUUAACAAUCUUUUUUGUGAUAUUAUGUAAUAUACAAUUUAUCACGUGUAGUUUUCAUACGGAGGAUCUAGAAAUUAUUGAUAAAGUUGAAGAACUUAAAGUUGCAUUCAAUCUUGAUACUGGAUUUUCUUAUAAUAUUAACCCUGAAAUGUUUGAAAUGGAUUUAGAAGAAUUGAAAGAUGAGAUACUUGACGACGUAGAACCAGGACUUAAUUUGUCUAUUAGAUCACAAAUUAUGUACAACGACCUUUAUUGCGGUGAUUUAUAUAAUUUUUUAUAUUACACUGAACUUAUUCAAUCUUUAAUUGAACAUAAUUCUACUUAUGAAAAAGAUGAAUUCAAUAAUUUAUUGUUGAAUGAAUCAAUAAUUCAACAAAUGAUAGCUGUAAAACUAAAAAUACAUCUAACAAAAUUUUUACAGCCUUAUUGGAUCAUGUACAUGUUUGCAAUUUAUUUAAAAAACCAGACAAUGGACAAUAAGUUAUCGGUGAAAUUAGAUGUUAUGGAAAUUCUAGAAAAAUUAAAGAAAUAUUUAUUGUUAUAUACUACUAAGUAUUGUCGAAAAAAUAAUAAAUAUAAUUUAUCAGCUAAAUUGUACAAAGAACGAUAUGUACGAAUUCAACUAGAAGAAAAAAUGAAAAUUUCAAUGAUACAAGACGUAAUGACGGUAAUGGUAAAUAGAAAUAAUAUUAAUAAUAUUUUACUGAACGGUGAGGAAGUAGAAGAUUGGGUUUCCCUUAGAAAAAUUUAUCUUUACGAAAUUAUUCAAAAUACAGAUAUUUUGAAAACUAUAAUAAAGGAUUUCGGAGAACAAAGCGAAAAAAGUUAUAAUAAUAUUAUCAAUGAUAUUUAUAGAGCAUAUGAAGCUGCCCGAAAUUAUUAUUGGUUUGAUGUAUGGAUUUCAAAAAUUAGAGUUUAUCAUGACAAAAUCUUUAAUAUUUUUAGAGUCGUAAUUCUUCAUUUAAUUAGAAAGCAUCUAAUGUAUUUGACAAAUAAAGAUGAAACAAUUGCAUUUGAUUAUAACAAUCAAAUGCAUGAGUUCUUGAAACGUAAUAUGUAUACAUUUAAUUUGUUGUUUCGUCAAUUUACAGAGUUCAAUUCAAGUUUGCUACAUAAACCAAGUAGUAGGUAUUCUAUAACCUAUGAUGAUGUAAAUUCUGGUCUUAUUGGAAAAGUUGAAAGAAUAAUAGAAAAAACACAUUUUGUUGAGUCAUUUGAAAUAUUACGACUAGAAGUGGAUAACAAACAAUAUAACAUGGAUUCAAUUAAGAAAACUAAGAAACUAAUGAAAUUAGUUCAAUUCAGCGAAAAAAAAGAAGAAGAAAUAAGAAAUUUUCAAAAUAUUUCUGAUAUCAAAGGCUUGAAUGAUAACUUCGAAAGGUUCAAUAUAUUUUUAGAGUAUUUUAUUAAUAUAUUUAAGCAUAAACUUAGUGUUUUUUGGUCGUUCAAACAAUUUAGCGAUGAAUACAAAAAAACUAAUUAUCGGGAGCCGCAAGAAACAGAAAAAGAAAGAUUGCUUUAUCUAUACUAUUUUUAUUAAAAUCAUCAAAAUGACUUAUAAUUGUUUUCAAUUAGAUCAUUCAAUUAAUAAAAAUCGAAUUAUAAUUUUGAGUUUUAAAUAAUAAAAAAAUAAAUAAUAUUUGAACGGUUA